This is a messenger RNA of Lithohypha guttulata, 1206 nucleotides long. RefSeq names its product 8-oxoguanine glycosylase ogg1 (gene OGG1). Bases 1 to 1206 code for a protein of 401 amino acids. The transcript has a single exon. Gene Ontology annotation, cellular component: nucleus. Gene Ontology annotation, biological process: base-excision repair; nucleotide-excision repair; base-excision repair, AP site formation. NCBI's taxonomy places the organism in Eukaryota, Fungi, Ascomycota, Eurotiomycetes, Chaetothyriales, Trichomeriaceae. Gene Ontology annotation, molecular function: damaged DNA binding; 8-oxo-7,8-dihydroguanine DNA N-glycosylase activity. The record is from RefSeq and is a predicted model, not a curated record.
AUGGCAUUCCGUGUCACAGCUUGGGCAAGUCUGCCAGUACCACUUACUGAGCUAUGCCUGGCCACGACGCUGCGAUGUGGUCAAUCCUUUCGGUGGAAGCAGUGUGAAGACCAAUCGUGGACCUGCGUGCUUCGAGGUCGCAUCCUUCAAUUGGAUCGAAACGACACGCACCUUCGCUAUCGAUCAAUCUGGUCCGGUCCUGAAAGCGCACCGUUAACGCCCCCUCCGUCUGUUUCGCCAGACGAGAUCGAAGACAGCAAAGAACUGCUCCACCACUACCUUAACCUCUCCCCCAAUCUCGAAGAAUUGUACCGGCAGUGGUCAGAGUCCGAUCAAAACUUUAGGAAGAAGGCUCCGAAGUUCACAGGAAUCAGAAUAUUGAGACAGGAUGCAUGGGAGGCGCUGAUAUGUUUCAUAUGCAGCAGUAAUAACAACAUCAUCAGGAUUGCGCAGAUGGUCGACAAGCUGUGCACACACUACGGAAAAUACAUAACAACAUGGGACGGACGGGCAUACUACGAUUUCCCUGGUCCCAAAGCACUUGUUGGCAGCAAGGUUGAAAGUCAUCUGAGAGAGCUAGGCUUUGGAUACCGUGCGAAAUAUAUUGCUCAAACGGCUCGAAUCGUGGGGAACGAUAAAGAGGAAGGCUGGUUAGAUUCCUUGCGCAACCCCGAAAGCCCAGUGUACGGACAAUUAGCAGGACCAGCUGGAGACAUGAAACCAGAGGGACGAGACGGCUACCGAGAUGCCCACUUGAAACUGCUUGAACUUCAGGGUGUUGGUCCGAAAGUGGCGGACUGUGUAUGCCUGAUGGGCUUAGGAUGGGGAGAAGCGGUUCCGAUCGAUACUCAUGUCUGGCAAAUUGCAGUACGUGACUACAAAUUCGGUAGGGGCAAACACACGAGUUUGACGAAGGCUACAUACGAUGCCGUCGCGAACCAUUUCCGGAAAAUCUGGGGUGAAGAAGCAGGCUGGGCUCACAGUGUACUAUUUACUGCCGAUUUGAAGGUGUUUGCGGAUCGACUCCAGGCCAAAGCCGAGAUCAAAGAAGCAAUCAAGGACGAAGAUACUGCAAUUGCUAGCGCAACCACGGCAACAACAUCUAUUGCACCAAAGUCUGAGCAGGAGUCGCAAAAAAGGGUUCUGGAAGUGGAUCAGGUCAGUGUAACAAGCAGCAGCAGAAGGAAGCGUCGCAAAGGUUGGUGA